CGAAAGGCCAGCGGUUGGUGUUUUUGAAUGAGGAAUAUUUUCCCUCCUCCCGGGCAAGUGAAGGGAAAGGACGCCUCGGUCUGCAGGGGCCAUCGAAUCUUCUCGUAUUCCUGAAACAGAAUGGUAUGGUCCAGAACCCGCCCCAUUUUCUCUGCGAUUGGUCUUCCUUCCUCCGCCAGGCGUGUGACUCUUGACCAAUGGUCGCUCACGUUUCUUUAGCGAGGGAUAAGCGACAGAAGGCGGUGGCCUGGGAGACGCCCCCUACGCGUACUGAGAUUGGCUACGUCGCACGGCGCGCGAGGACGGCGGGCCUGAAAGAUGAGAACUACGACUCCCAGCUUCCAGCGACGAGAACCCCGUUACGCAUGCGCAUGGGCGGGGCGAACAGGCUUCUUUAUAAAAGGGGCGCAAAGGCCUGGGAGGCAGCAGUUGGAAGUUGGCAGGUGGAAAGGCAGGUUGGGAGGGAAAGCCGGGGGAGGAGGCGGAAGAGGAGCUGUCGGAAGGGGGAGGAGGGAGGGAGGAAAAGAGAAGGCGGAGGAGAACUGAGCUGAGCAGAGCUUCGAGCCAAAGGGGAGAUGAGUUUGUCCUCGGCUGAGGCUCCGGCCGGGCCUAGGGAACUGGGAACUCGGGCUUGAGCGACACCCGUGGAAGUGGGAGGAGGUGGCUCUAGGACUUUAACCCCUUGUGGGCUCUGCGGCAGGGGAUUUAACCCUUUGUGGAUUUGGCCCCUCGGAGGCAGCGUCAUCGGUAGUUUUAACCCCUUCGGGGCUGGGUUUAACCCGUUGGACUUAACCCUCAUCACCUUGCUCACCACCUCCUCGAUCGUGGGGGCGCUCUGCGGGGAGGCUUGAGGCCCACCCCCUCCGCACGUUACGUACUGUUCCUGCGCUGCACCCCCUUGGACCCGCUUGCUGGCCGCGCUGUGGGCGCUUAACCCUUUGCUGACUUGAGCUCUCCAGGUUGCAAUUGGAGUUUGCUGACGGAAGGACUGGCUAAAGGCAUCACUGCAGGAAUCACAAACUGAAGAGGACUCUGCUGGACAUUUUUUCUUUUUAAAGAAAAAUCUUUUUUCCUUAAGGACUUACUAGCCAAAAUUUCUUAAACUUCGAGAAGAGGACUUUACUAGCCAUGGCCGAGCCACUCUUGUCAGAAUAUCAACACCAGCCUCAAACUAGCAACUGUACAGGUGCUGCUGUUGUCCAUGAAGAGCGAAACCCUGAGCGCCCCCCAGGCGCGAAGGAGCGGGUGCCCAAGGAGGACAGUAGGUGGCAAUCGAGAGCGUCCCCCCAGCCGGGUGGCCCUCCAGGGCUGGAGGGUGAAGGGAGCCUGGAGCCCCCGCCGCCUCCCCUGCAGACUCAGGCCUGUUCGGAACCGAGCUGCCUGGAAGCGGGUGAGAAGGGCCAGAAUGGGGACGAUUUGUCCGCUGGUGGCGACUCCCCGCCAGCGGCGGGAGGGGAACCGAGGCCCGAGGCCGAGCUGAUCGCCCAGUCUCGUCAGGACUCUGAGGCCAACAAGUUGGGGUCUCCUGCUGCAGGGGGCGAGGAGGCGUGCGGACAGCAGCAGAGACAGCUGGGCAAGAAAAAACAUAGGAGACGCCCUUCCAAGAAGAAGCGGCAUUGGAAACCGUACAUCAAGCUGACCUGGGAGGAGAAGAAAAAGUUCGAUGAGAAACAGAGCCUGCGAGCUUCGAGGAUACGAGCCGAGAUGUUCGCCAAGGGCCAGCCGGUCGCGCCCUAUAACACUACGCAGUUCCUCAUGGAUGAUCACGACCAGGAGGAGCCGGAUCUCAAAACUGGCCUCUACUCCAAGCGGGCCGCCGCCAAAUCCGACGACACCAGCGAUGAGGACUUUAUGGAAGAAGCGGGCGAGGAGGAUGGGGGCAGCGACGGGAUGGGAGGGGACGGCAGCGAGUUUCUGCAGCGGGACUUCUCGGAGACUUACGAGCGGUACCACGCGGAGAGUCUGCAGAACAUGAGCAAGCAGGAACUCAUCAAAGAGUACCUGGAGCUGGAGAAGUGCCUCUCGCGCAUGGAGGACGAGAAUAACCGGCUGCGGCUGGAGAGCAAGCGACUGGGCAGCGACGACGCGCGUGUGCGGGAGCUGGAGCUGGAGCUGGACCGGCUGCGCGCCGAGAAUCUCCAGCUGUUGACCGAGAACGAACUGCACCGGCAGCAGGAGCGAGCGCCGCUUUCCAAGUUUGGAGACUAGACUGAAACUUUUUGGGGGAGGGAGCAAAGGGGACUUUUUACAGUGAUGGAAUGUAACAUUAUAUACAUGUGUAUAUAAGACAGUGGACCUUUUUAUGACACAUAAUCAGAAGAGAAAAUCCCCCUGGCUUUGGUUGGUUUCGUAAAUUUAGCUAUGAUGCAGCUUGCGUGCUUUCUCCUGUUCUUUAAUUAUGUGAAAUUGAAGAGUUGCUUUUCUUAUUUUCCUUUUUAGAAUUUUUUAAAUGUGAAAGUAAUUUGACCAAGUUAUAAUGCAUUUUUCUGUUUAAAAAAAAAAUCCCCUCCUUAAACGGAGCUAUAAGGUGGCCAAAUCUGAGAACCAUUAAAUUCAUUUUAGUUAUAAUAAAUUUAAUAUUUGUAAAUGUAAUAUAGUUUCAGUGUGAUUUCUAGAGCUAAUUCAAAAUAGUAUUGAUUUUAUGUGAUUGCAUUUUUGGGGAAGAGAAAUGAAAUCUUAAAUUUGUCAGUUAGCAAAAAUGCCAAUCUCGAAUGGGAGAAUUUUCAAUUUGCUGAUUUUUUUCCUUGAACGGGUUUUAGUAUGCUACAAUAUAUACAGUUCAGGCAAAAUAUAAAGAUUUAAUUAUCUUCAAUACUUAAAUGUGCUUGCUUUCUAGUGCCUUGGUUUUCUUCAUGCUGGAAAAAUAAACCAGUGUUGGGUGUUUGCAGGAGUGGAAGGUGGCUACAAUCGUAAGUUUAAAAUUUAAUAAUUCUGCCUCUCAGCCAUUCAAAAGUCUAAUAAAAAAGUGUAAACCUAAUUUGGCAGUCUGUUAGGUUAGACAGCUGUCAGCCUCAUUUCAUUCUUACAAGUUGGUUUUCAGUAAUCUCUUCCUUCCUCCAAUAAGGCUGGAAGGAGUUCUGGAUGCCUGGAAGAGGCUCUUGCUAAACCUCUUGAUUCUUAGUGCAAGCAAUGGUUAGACUAGAUAAAUUUGUGGGGCAGCUCUUUAUAUUAAGAUGUCUAGAGGUAGGGAAUAUUGGAUUUAUAAAGGAAAUGAGGAUUCCAAAGACUUACCCUAAUUAAUUGUCCAAUGCUUAGUGCUCUAUAUACAAAAAAAAAAAAAAGAAUAGGCACUGUCCACUUUUCCAUGUGGGUCAAACCAAAAUUAGAAAUGCCCCCCCACUCCCCCAGUCUAUGGCCAUACCACCCUGAACAUGCCCAAUCUUGUCAGCUAAGCAGGGUCAGGCCUGGUUAGUACUUGGAUGGGAGAAAUGCCCCCUCACUGCAGAUCAAAUGUAAAGCUUCCAGUUAAGGAGCUAAGUGAGGUCCUAGAAGCUCAAUGAGGAACGCUGCACAUUCCCCAUACAGGGGCUAUUCUCAAUUUCCUAACCUGUGCUGAUAGCUGCUUAGGUUCUUGAGUAGUUCUGCUCUUGAAAAAGGGAGGCCCUGAGAACUAAUUUCUGCCCCCAAAUCAAAAUAGAAAUAGUAAGAUUAUUCCUUCCUGUCACUUGGUCAUGUGACAUAGCCUUUCACCUGCCCUUUGUCAGUAUUUUCCCUGGGGCAACUGCAUUGCUCAAAUCACUGGCACAGGUGUUCCUCGACGCCUUAGAAACCAUAGUGGGCCUUCAGUCCAUGAACCCCAUGAAAUUAUAUGUAGACUUGUGUUAUAUAUACAUUUUUCUGGGGCAAGGUUUCAAGAGACUCAUGAGAUUGUCAAACUCCUUGAAGGUUAAGAACCCCUGCAGGAAAGGGGUAAGAAACCCUCCCACUGGGAAGACUGCUUGUGCAGCUAAACGGUGAUAGCGGAGGUGCUGGGAACUUUAAGAGUAAAAUGCACCUUAUGACGCAUAAGGAGCAUACACAAAUCAAUCAAGGGAAACGAUACCAGUAGGGCUGAAUCAGGGCCUUCAAAGCUGGACUGAGUUGGUCCUUUUCUGGCACAGAUGGUCCACUGGAGACAAUGUAUGAUCGCUUUUUUCUUUGGCCUAAAAAUUAAAUGUCUAUUUUGAAA
Molecule: messenger RNA, 4168 nt
Organism: Lemur catta (Ring-tailed lemur)
Lineage: Eukaryota; Metazoa; Chordata; Mammalia; Primates; Lemuridae
Gene: HEXIM1
Product: HEXIM P-TEFb complex subunit 1
Exons: 2
Coding region: 1129-2208 (359 amino acids)
Biological process (GO): negative regulation of transcription by RNA polymerase II; negative regulation of cyclin-dependent protein serine/threonine kinase activity
Cellular component (GO): nucleoplasm; nucleus; cytoplasm
Molecular function (GO): 7SK snRNA binding; cyclin-dependent protein serine/threonine kinase inhibitor activity
Source: RefSeq, a predicted model, not a curated record